This is a messenger RNA of Fragaria vesca subsp. vesca, 821 nucleotides long. RefSeq lists its product as uncharacterized. The coding region runs from base 63 to 821 and encodes 252 amino acids. The record is from RefSeq and is a predicted model, not a curated record. The transcript has 2 exons. Lineage: Eukaryota; Viridiplantae; Streptophyta; Magnoliopsida; Rosales; Rosaceae.
UUAGGGCUUUUUCCCUAAUUAGAAUUAGAAUUAGAAUCAGGAUCGGUAUUAUCUGUUGAAGGAUGUCUCGUGUGAUACAUGAUUUCCAUCACCAUGCUAGGCAGAGAAGUGAUAGUCAACCACACCCUGACGCCGGGGAGGACGAUCUCGUUGUGCGAUUUGAUUACGACAAGAUUACCGGAAGAGUGGUUCCCGGGGAUGGAUAUCAACUUGAGACCAGAACCCCGUUAGGUCAGUAUAACGUUUUAGUACAGUUUUCUGUAGCCAAGCAGUUCUCCUCCGAUUGGCUUGUUGAGUUUGAUCUCAAAAAGAUGGUUACCACGGCUCUUUCCAGCAUGGGUGUCCAGGAAGAUCGUUUUGCAGAUAUUACUGAUAGCGUAUUCUUGGCGAUUGACAUGGCUGAGUCACCCAGGCUGCCUCUUGAUGUGAGCGUAUGGGACGCCACUUGGGUCGAUGAAUGUGAACCCACUGUGGUUCCUGCUGCUGCAUCAUUCAUUGAGGGUUUGGAGCGAGUGAGACUUACGGAAUUGCAAGACCAUGUUAUUCGACAGACACCCUCCUGUGCUAUUUGCUGGGAAGAUUUUGCACAACAGCGACAACUACAACCAGUUCAAGUGCUGGUUACUCGUCUGCCCUGCUCGCACCGUUAUCAUUUGGAUUGCAUUGCCCUGUGCCUGGAGAGGAGUAACUUAUGUCCCAUGUGCCGCUACCCGAUGCCAACUCAAGAUCAAGCAAAUUGCGUGGCUUCUUUGCAAGACCCUGGCAAAGAAGGAACAAUCUGGAGUGUCACUAUUCUUACUUUACAAGUGCCGCAUAUAUAA